AAAAACAAACCUACUAUUUUCCCCUGAAUUGUUUAUUUUAUUUUGUUAGGAAAAUAUUAUUAGAUUUUUUAAUUACAUGACUAUUUUCUUCAAUUUACUAUUGUUUAGACACCUUUUAGUUAAACAGGACUUAUUAAGAAAGAUAAUAUAACAAAUUCCAAUAGGAGUAACAUAAUUUCAGAUGUUACACCAGGUUUUUGUUUAUGGAACUCUCAAACGCAAUGAACCAAAUUACCAUUGGCUAACAAAUCCAGACCAUGGAUGUGGAAAAUUUGUAUGUGAAGGCUAUACAAAGAAUAAAUACCCUCUGAUUAUUGCAACAAAGUAUAACAUCCCCUUUUUACUGUACAGCCCUGGCGAUGGACAUCAUGUCAAAGGUGAAAUUUUUGCAAUUGAUGAUAUGAUGCUCAGUAAACUUGAUAUACUAGAGGAUCACCCAAAGUGGUAUAUUAGAGAAAUUGAUGACAUUAUUGUCAAGGCCGAAGGGACAAACAAAGAAGAAAUAAUGAAGUGUUGGGUAUAUUUCUUGAAAAACUUCAGAUCAGAUCUUUUAAGAAAACAGCUUUAUGACAACUAUUCCUCUAGUGGUGCGCAUGGAUUAAAAUAUUUGGAAAGGUCGAAGCGUGAUCCAAAUUACGAUUACUAUUCUGAAAUUAAACAUAAGCCUUCAUAGACAUGAAAAUUUAGGCAUCAGUCUGAUGUAUGAUGAAUGUUUGUGGCUAUUGUUUUAAGAUUACUCUCUUCUAUUUCCAAAAUGGAAAGCAUUGGCACAAUAAAUUCAUUUUUUUUUAUUUUUUACAGUGAUAAUGAGGCCACAUUAGAGGAUUUGGAUGAAUUGUUAAAGAAAUAGUCAUCUCGACAGAUAGAUACAAAUAACUAAAGGGCAUAAUGUGCAAUUUAUGGUUGAUAUUUGUCUUUUUUUAUAUAAAAUUAUAGUUUUAAUCAUUGUACCAAUUCCAUUGCAAUUCUAUGAGUAAUAUUAAUAAAUUUUAAAACUGUU
Molecule: messenger RNA, 1000 nt
Organism: Pieris rapae (cabbage white)
Lineage: Eukaryota; Metazoa; Arthropoda; Insecta; Lepidoptera; Pieridae
Product: putative gamma-glutamylcyclotransferase CG2811
Exons: 4
Coding region: 182-673 (163 amino acids)
Molecular function (GO): gamma-glutamylaminecyclotransferase activity
Source: RefSeq, a predicted model, not a curated record